UCAAAAUGGUGUCGUCAGCAAUGAAAACUGGCCUCUUUCUUGGCUUCGGAUCAGUUCUAGUCCUCAUCGGUGCCAUAAUGGCGGCUUGCUGGCCGCCACUGUUCAUGAAUCAGUUGAUGAAGAUGAUGAUAGUCACAAAUGAAUCGAUGUCCUUCGAAAUGUGGCGCGAACCGCCUAUACCCAUGUACCUGGAGUGUUUCUUAUUUAACAUAAGUAAUGUGAACGAGAUCCUGGCAGACAGGAACGUGAAACCUCAUCUGGUGCAGUUCGGGCCUUAUGUCUAUAGAGAAACACAUACCAAGGCCAAUUUAACGUGGAACAACCAUAAUGACACGCUGACAUACUUCAACCAGAGGUGGUGGCACUUCCAACCGGACAUGUCCAAUGGCAGCCUCUCCGACAACAUCACCAAUGUCAACCCAAUAGUUGUGACCGUGGCGUACGAUCUACGGUACAACAGUGUCUUUGAGAAGACGGUGGCAGAUGUGUUCCUGAGACUUAUCCACGAGAAUAUGUUUGUGACGGCCAACGCCAGCUCCUGGCUGUUCGACGGCAUCGACGACCCAUUGCUGACUGUUGCAAGUCACAUACCGUUCCUGCCACGUGAAAUACCGUACGACAAAUUCGGAUGGUUCUAUGACCGAAAUGGUUCGCUGACCUUCGACGGAUCGCUGAACAUGAACACGGGGGCUUCAGACUUCUCCCAGCUGGGGAACAUCGAGAUGUGGCGGUACUCGAACAGAACCAUGUACAGGGAGGAGUGCGGCCAGGUGCGGGGCUCUGCCGGCGAGCUGUGGGCGCCCGAGCUGGGGCAGCCUGAGGUGUACGUGUUUGCGCCGGAUAUGUGCACUUACCUGAUCUUGUCAAAAGAUGGUGAUAAUAUUGUGGAAGGCGUUACCGGUGUACAGUACGCGGCCAACGAUUCAGUCUUUGACAACGGACACAAGUACCCACAUAUGGCGUGCUACUGCGGCGAAGUGCGUGACGCGGACUGCGUGCCUCCGGGCGCUCUCAACGUGUCCGCGUGUCGUUUCGGAGCCCCCGCCUUCGUGUCGCUGCCGCACCUCUACCACGCCGACCCGCACUACCCCUCGAGGGUCGACGGCCUGCACCCCACGCCAGAGCAUAGAUUCCGGCUGACGUUGGAGAUGUUCACGGGUAUGCCACUCCAGGUGGCCGCGCAGCUACAGAUCAACUUUCUAGUGCGACAUUAUGAGGGAAUGAGCCUGAACAACCAGCUGCCAGACGACACGCUGGUGCCGAUGUUCUGGUUCCGUCAGGAGGUGCAGACCACGGAGGAGUACGCUCACCAGGCGCGGCUCGCGCUGCGGCUGCGGUACUGGGUGCCUUACGCCUUCUACGCGCUCACGGCUAUUGGGUUAAUUCUACUAAUACCGGGCGUGGUCAUAUUAUAUAAGAGGAGAAUGAACUCGUCGAGCAUGGAACCUAUAAUACACUCGGACGCAGCCGCCGCCGACACCCAGUGACGAACAACCGGACGUAAAAGUAUUGUGCGGACUCGAUAUGUGUAUAGUUAUAAAUUUUGUAAAAACUUUUUCUCCUGACUGUACAGUAUACUCCAUGCGUUUAUAGAGUAUAAAGUGACAAUAAAAAGUAGCUUUUUAUUUCAUUUUUUGGAAAGUGUAUGUUUUAUAUUACAAUUUGAUGGUCGCGGGUUCGAUUCCUCGCACGGUACAAACAUUUGUAUUCAUGAGUAUGAUUGUUUGUAUCACUCUGAGUGUUUUCUAUGUAGAAUAUGUCAGUUUUAUAUUAUGAUUUGACGGCCUCGGUGGUCUAGCGGUUUAUUACAUCGCUUUACUUCCGACGGUCGCGGGUUCGAUUCCUCGCACGGUGCAAACAUUUGUAUUCAUGGAUAUGAUAGUUUUGUGUCAGUCUGGGUGUUUUCUAUUACAUAGUUGUAUUUACAAAAAAUGUAUCUAAGUUUUUAUAUCACUUGUCUAGUACCCAUAACACAAGCUCAGUUUAGCUUGGGUCUGGAUGGCUUUGUGUGAAUUGUCUUGAGAUAUGUAUUAUUGUUGACUUUUGUUUUUUUUUUAUGUAAAUUGAGUAACGCAGUCAUUGUUAGACUCUGAUAUGUACGUAUGUAUCUUUAUGUAAUUACUUGUGAACUAUUGUCAUUCUAAUAUAGAGAAGUAGCCAGUGAGACUUCUUAAAUUUGUGUUUGUGUAUUAUAAAUCAUUUAAUUAAAAGUAAUAUAUAUAUUUGUAAAUUAUAAAACCAAUUUUUUUUUGCUGACCGUACACGAAAUAUUGUAAAGUGCCUUAGUGCCUACGUUAUAAAGUAAGAUGUAGUUAUUCAAUAUGGUCUUUAUGUAAUUACUCGCGUACUGUUGUUAUUGUAAUAAACAAGCAUGUCGCUAGUGAGACGAUUUAAUUUUAAGUUUGUUUAUUUCCAUACAUUCUAGGUUUUAUUUGGCUGAUGUAAUUAAAAAUAAUAUAUAUUUGUAAAUUAUGACAAAAAUUUUUCUGCUGACCGUACUUGAUAUAUUG
Molecule: messenger RNA, 2510 nt
Organism: Achroia grisella
Lineage: Eukaryota; Metazoa; Arthropoda; Insecta; Lepidoptera; Pyralidae
Gene: SCRB3
Product: protein croquemort-like
Exons: 10
Coding region: 6-1487 (493 amino acids)
Cellular component (GO): membrane; cytoplasm
Molecular function (GO): scavenger receptor activity
Source: RefSeq, a predicted model, not a curated record